UGCUCGGCCGCCUCUCCGGGGGCCUGGCGCGGCGCGACGGCCCGUUGCCGUACAGCAUGGCGGCGCUGUGGCGGAGGCGGCGGCGUCUCCUAGGAGCGGCGGGGCUGUGCCGUACGGCGCGAGCCCUCUCAGGAAAGCCUGAGUAUGAUCUUCUGGUAAUCGGUGGAGGAUCUGGAGGCCUGGCUUGUGCAAAAGAAGCUGCUCAAUUUGGAAGGAAAGUGGCCGUUCUGGAUUAUGUGGAACCUUCUCCACAAGGAACCAAAUGGGGACUUGGUGGAACUUGCGUGAAUGUUGGUUGCAUUCCUAAAAAGCUCAUGCAUCAAGCAGCCCUUUUAGGGAGUGCCCUUAAAGAUGCCCAGCACUAUGGCUGGAAUAUAGCCCACCCUGUUCAUCAUAACUGGUCAGAGAUGGCUCAAGCUGUUCAGAAUUAUGUGAAGUCCUUGAACUGGGGACACAGAAUGCAGCUACAAGACAAGAAGGUGAAAUAUUUCAACGUGAAAGGGAGUUUUUCAGAUCCACAUACAAUCCGUGGUUUAACAAAAGGAGGUAAAGAGACUAUUCUUACUGCAGAAAAAAUUGUCAUUGCUACUGGAGGAAGACCAAAAUAUCCUAUACACGUUGCAGGUGCACUGGAGUAUGGAAUCACAAGUGAUGACCUGUUCUGGUUAAAAGAAUCUCCUGGAAAAACGUUGGUUGUUGGAGCCAGCUAUAUUUCACUUGAAUGUGCUGGUUUUCUAACCGGCAUUGGACUAGACACUACAGUCAUGAUGAGAAGUAUCCCACUUCGUGGGUUUGAUCAGCAAAUGGCAUCUUUAGUAACAGAGUACAUGGAAUCUUAUGGCACAAAAUUUUUAAAGAAAUGUAUCCCAACGAGAGUUGAAAAAUUGGAAAGCAACAGAUUACAAGUCACCUGGAAAAAUACUGACUCAGGCACAGAAGAAACGGAUUCCUUUGACACAGUGAUGUGGGCAGUAGGUCGGGCUCCUGACACCAAAGCUCUCAAUUUGGAGACAGUUGGUGUGAAAACUAAUUCUGAAACUGGAAAGAUCAUUGUGGAUGCCAGUGAAGCUACUUCUGUUCCUCACAUUUACGCAGUUGGAGACAUAACAGAGGGCCGUCCUGAACUGACACCCACAGCAAUAGCUGCAGGAAAACUGCUGGCUCAGCGUCUUUUUGGCCAGUCUUCAGAAUUGAUGGACUAUGACAAUGUACCUACUACCGUUUUCACUCCCUUGGAAUAUGGUUGUGUUGGGCUGUCGGAAGAAAAAGCCAUGCAGUGUUAUGGAUCAGAUAAUAUUGAGGUAUACCAUGCAUAUUAUAAACCUUUAGAGUUUACAGUGGCUGAAAGAGAUGCAACUCAAUGCUAUAUGAAAAUGGUGUGCUUACGAGAGAGAGAGCAACGAAUCCUUGGCCUUCAUUUCAUUGGACCAAAUGCAGGCGAAGUUAUUCAAGGAUUUGCUCUUGGAAUCAAAUGUGGUGCUACCUACCCUCAACUAAUGAAGACAAUUGGCAUUCACCCUACCUGUGCUGAAGAAAUUACCAAGUUGCAUAUUACAAAACGUUCUGGCUUGGAUGCAACAGUCACAGGGUGCUGAGGUUAAAUACCAUCCCUGGAAAGAAGGAAAAAAAGCACAAAAUAUAUCUGAAAAGAAAUGGACACUUGAGUUGAAACAGAUGACUCAAUGAAACUCAAUGGCUUGAGUUCCAGAAAUCUUUCUCAUUCUUCCUGUAGACAGCUUUUUCUCACAGCCACACAAAGAAAUGGUCUUCACACCAGCUUUAAAGCCAAUGCAGUCGUGCUGUGACAAAUCUCUCUUCCAUAGCACAUAUAACUCUUCUCUUGUUAGGAGCUUGGGAAUAAUCACAGCUUUAUGUAUAAAAGUAUAUCUGAAAUCAUUAACAUCUUGAGGUCUUCUUAAAUUUAAACAGUUGUUGUCUGAGUUUCUAUGUUGGCAUGGCUGACUGCCAACAGAAUUUUCUCGCACUGUUUGUGUACAGAUGACAGCCAUCAGACAGGGCUUCCCUUAGAAUUUUGUUGAUGGUCCUCUCUCCUAAGUACUUGGAUAGUUCAUUACUGAUCCUAAUAUUGAACAUUGAAUCUUUUUGCUCACUAGUAGAAGCGAGUUCCCAGUGUACGCAACAAUAGGUAAGUAAUCAUUUUUUUUUUUAACCUCCAAAAUGUAGUAUAAUAUCUCACAAAUUACCGCUUAAACACUGUAUAUUAAGCAAUGUUGAAAAGUAGAAUCAAAGCCACUAAUAAUCCAGCUCAUGCAGCAUUUUUUGUUUGUUUUAGAAUGUGGAAGUCUGGCCGAUGAAGUGGUGUAUUUUCAUUGGUUUUGGUUUUAAUACUGUCUAACUGAUGAGCUGGAUUCUGCUUUUAAGUGGAUUUAGAUAAAAGCAUAUGUUACUGAAGGGAACUAUAUUAAACAGUGAACUCAAAAAGAAAUGGCCCUGCUCAGAACACACAUGGAAAAUAAUUAUCUGCAAACUCUUUUUUCAGAGUAUUGGCCAGAGUAAGAAAGCAUUAAUCUAUUGCAAGUUUCUUAAUGCAAGUUUCUGAUUAUUUUCCUGCUAUCCACAAGGGGGAGAUGCUGGCUAAUUUGUGGCAAGGAAAAAACAAAACUGAUAGUGAAAGUUGUUCUGCAGAAGCCUGUUAAAUAGGUAGCGUGACAAAGCCACAACACAAAACAAACUUCAUUAAAUUUCAGUGUAAGUUGCAGUUGCCAUCAUGUUGAUAUGCAUAGUCAGUUUCUUGCAUAGUAGAAUUGUACAUGUAGGAAAGGGAGAGAUCAGAAUGUAUACUUCUGGCAAUUAAUUUAUAUCAGUGUUUUUGCAUGUGUAAUUUGAUGUUUUCAUAGCUGUCCUAUGUUCUGCUCGCUACACAUUUUGAAAGAGAAGUCUGAUCAUGCAUAUCUUUUACUAUUUUUUCAUUGACUAUUUUGCUGCUACAGAUUGCAGCAUGAUUGAUUGAUUUAUUUCAAGUGUGAAAUAGUUCUUUACUGUGAAAAUUGUACUUGUCGGAGAAACUAUUGCACAAAAAUUGAUCAGACAUUCUAAAAUAUGUAGUAAUAGCAUUUAUCAUGCUCUUGUUUUCACUAGAAUACUCUGUUUUUGAGGAUUUGCUCUGACUUUAACAGCGACAAAAGAAAUACUAAAUGUUUUCUCUUCAAAGUUUCCUGAUAUUUCUGAUCCGUGAAAAAGGAAAGGCUGAUGCAAUUUGACUGCAAGUGGCAUUCCCUAUCAGAUCUGCUGUUGCAAUUUUUUUCCUAUGAAAUCAUCAGUAAGCUUGUAAUAGGAAAAAAAAAAUUCUUUGAGUGGAAGUGUAGUCACAAUACUACCUAAAUAUUGCCUUUAGAGGAAAUGGUAUGAAAACCCUACUAGGAGAAAAAAAUUCCAAGCUGUAAAAAUGUUUGUAGUAAAUUAUAUUUUUGAAAACAAUUUAUAAUAUAAAUUAUAAAAUAUAAAUUGAUUUUAUAAUAUUUUGAAACAUUGAGAUACUGAGCAUCUCCGACUACAGAGAUUUUGUGUUGAGAAACAUCUCACCUCUGACUACACUCUAAUGUGAUGUGUGCAAGAUAUUUUUUUCCUACUGAUUACCUAUUAUAGUUCCUUUUACACCCCUGAAUGAAAAUCAGUGGUCAGUCAUGUGAAAGUGGCUUCUCUUCCCUGUCCUACUAAUGCAUCUAGUAGACUUUAUCUGCCCCACAGACAUAUCAAUGGAAAGAUGAGUUCGUUUCAUUCAUCAUAAAGUUGAAAAUGAUUUGAGACAACUAGUAAAGAGAUCUCAAGGAAAUGUGUCCUCAGUAUAUUUUGUGUUUGAAACUAAGGCCUGUCAGCAUCCUUGAAAUAAUAGGAACUCUCUUGGUUUUAGAAUUGUUAUGUUGACUGCAUGAAAACUGAUCCUGUAUCUUGAACUGCAGCCUAGUUCUCUUCCUCAUUUAGUGGAAAAUGUUGCCACCUGAAGUAAAACUAACUGUACAUUCGCACCUACAGAACCCUAAUGUCAGAAUCAACAGUAAGAUAGAAAAAUGACUACUAGUGUGCUUUGUGCUUUUUUUCCUGAAGGAUUCUUUGAGGAACUCUCCAGGGAUGGUCCUUAAGAAUUGUUUUUAAAAGCCUGACUAAUGUCAAUUGGAAUGGCUGAUGUAUGCCACAAAUUAUUAUUACAUGUGAAAGUUAAAAAUAAUUUUAGUCGGGCUUUUUCUCCGGAUGCCAGCUGAUGAAGUCUUGUUUGUCAAACCACAGCAUGGUGCAGACAAGUCUGAGCAUUGCUGGGUCCCUCAUAUGUAUUAUCCUGAUAUUUAUUGUGAUGUGAAUUAACAAAUUAAUAAACAUUGUAUUUUU
Cygnus atratus (black swan) is the source of this 4344-nucleotide messenger RNA. It is a transcript of the gene TXNRD2, whose product is annotated as thioredoxin reductase 2. Gene Ontology annotation, molecular function: glutathione-disulfide reductase (NADPH) activity; thioredoxin-disulfide reductase (NADPH) activity; flavin adenine dinucleotide binding. NCBI's taxonomy places the organism in Eukaryota, Metazoa, Chordata, Aves, Anseriformes, Anatidae. Gene Ontology annotation, cellular component: mitochondrion; cytosol. The transcript has 17 exons. The record is from RefSeq and is a predicted model, not a curated record. Gene Ontology annotation, biological process: glutathione metabolic process; cell redox homeostasis; cellular response to oxidative stress. The coding region runs from base 57 to 1595 and encodes 512 amino acids.